CACUAUUCGUACCUACCUUACCUACAGAUCAGAGACCUUACAGAUGCAUUGAUGCAAGGUCACCAAACAAUGACCGACGUACAUUGGUCAGCUUUGCUACGGAUACCUAGAAGCCUUAGCACUCACUGCCGUUCCUCGGUCAAAAAGCAUGAGAACCAGGGAAUCACUCCAAUGCAUGGCUGCAGUCUGCCACGCCGCUGCCGCUGCUACUACCUACCUAUCCGUACUGUUGCUGCUGAUAGAUAGAUCCCCUGGCCUGCCCCGGCUUCUGCAAAGACCUGUACCAGUGAGGGCUCUGAAUUGGGCAGUCUGUCCGCGGCAGCCUCUAUCCGUGACAAUUUCUUUGUCUGAGUCAUACGCAGCAUUGGUGCUUGAUUAGCCCCUCUGAAGAAGGUAGUUUGGACACCAGCGUCAAGCCCGCUCUUCUUUUCAAUGUUCCAACAAACUCUAGAUAAUACCUACUCCGUACGGGACGGAUACAGAACGACCAUCUGGUAGUCACUUGUGAACCCCACGGGGGACACUGGGCUGUGUGCGUCCGCUAUACUGGUCUCUUCAAGCCUCUGCGUUGUCGCUGCUGUCUCCCGGCCAGCCACUCCACAAUGCAGUCUCGCAAAGGGCCUAUGAAACCUCUGGC
Messenger RNA from Colletotrichum godetiae, 637 nucleotides. RefSeq lists its product as uncharacterized. The coding region runs from base 149 to 379 and encodes 76 amino acids. The transcript has a single exon. NCBI's taxonomy places the organism in Eukaryota, Fungi, Ascomycota, Sordariomycetes, Glomerellales, Glomerellaceae. The record is from RefSeq and is a predicted model, not a curated record.